Messenger RNA from Panicum virgatum (switchgrass), 2193 nucleotides. RefSeq names its product sugar transport protein MST3. Gene Ontology annotation, molecular function: monosaccharide transmembrane transporter activity. The record is from RefSeq and is a predicted model, not a curated record. Gene Ontology annotation, biological process: monosaccharide transmembrane transport. Lineage: Eukaryota; Viridiplantae; Streptophyta; Magnoliopsida; Poales; Poaceae. Bases 280 to 1857 code for a protein of 525 amino acids. The transcript has 4 exons. Gene Ontology annotation, cellular component: membrane.
ACCCUAGCUACGCACCUCAGCACCGCGCGCGCGGGAUUAGGAUAAUCUCUCCAAGUCAGCAACUCAGCAGCAUCAUGCAAAGCUAGCUCAGCUCAGCUGCCAUGCAUCGGAACGGCUACUCCAUCAGUUGAGCCUUGCUUACUCUGACCACCAUCUCUCAUCUCUUCGUCUCUUAAGCUGGCGUUGACUUGUCAUCACCAGCUGGCCAGACCGAUCAGGCUAGCUGCUGAUUUGAUGCUGCAACCAUCUAGCAGCUAGCUCCUUAACUGAGGAUCGACGAUGGCCGGCGGCGCCAUCGUGAACACGGCCGGGGGCAAGGACUACCCCGGCAAGCUCACCCUCUUCGUCUUCUUCACCUGCGUCGUGGCCGCCACCGGAGGCCUCAUCUUCGGAUAUGAUAUCGGUAUCUCAGGCGGCGUGACCUCCAUGGACCCUUUCCUGAAGAAGUUCUUCCCGGAGGUGUUCCGGAAGAAGCAGGAGGCCAAGACCAACCAGUACUGCAAGUACGACAACCAGCUGCUGCAGACCUUCACCUCGUCGCUCUACCUGGCCGCGCUCGUCGCCUCCUUCUUCGCCGCCACCGUCACCCGCGUCAUGGGCCGCAAGUGGUCCAUGUUCGGCGGCGGCCUCACCUUCCUCAUCGGCGCAGCGCUCAACGGCGCUGCCAAGAACGUCGCCAUGCUCAUCGUCGGACGCAUCCUCCUCGGAAUCGGAGUCGGAUUCGCCAAUCAGUCUGUUCCGGUGUACCUGUCGGAGAUGGCGCCGGCGCGGCUCCGCGGCAUGCUCAACAUCGGGUUCCAGCUGAUGAUCACCAUCGGCAUCCUGGCGGCGGAGCUCAUCAACUACGGCACCAACAAGAUCAAGGCCGGGUACGGGUGGCGCGUGAGCCUGGCGCUGGCGGCGGUCCCCGCCGGCAUCAUCACGCUGGGCUCCCUCUUCCUGCCCGACACCCCCAACUCGCUGCUGGAGCGCGGGCACGCCGACGAGGCCCGGCGCAUGCUCCGCCGGAUCCGCGGCACGGAGGAGAUCGGCGAGGAGUACGCGGACCUGGUGGCGGCGAGCGAGGAGGCGCGGCAGGUGCGCCACCCGUGGCGCAACAUCCUCAAGCGCCGCUACCGGGCGCAGCUGACCAUGGCGAUCAUGAUCCCCUUCUUCCAGCAGCUCACCGGCAUCAACGUCAUCAUGUUCUACGCGCCGGUGCUGUUCGAGACGCUGGGCUUCAAGGGCGACGCCUCGCUCAUGUCCUCCAUCAUCACCGGCCUCGUCAACGUGUUCGCCACCGUGGUGUCCAUCUUCACCGUCGACCGGCUGGGGCGGCGCGCGCUCUUCCUGCAGGGCGGCACCCAGAUGGUGGUCUGCCAGGUGGUGGUGGGGACGCUGAUCGCCGCCAGGUUCGGGACCAGCGGCGUCGGCGACAUGCCCAAGGGCUACGCGGCGGUGGUGGUGCUCUUCAUCUGCGUCUACGUGGCGGGCUUCGCCUGGUCGUGGGGCCCGCUGGGGUGGCUGGUGCCGUCGGAGAUCUUCCCGCUGGAGAUCCGGCCGGCGGGGCAGAGCAUCAACGUCUCCGUCAACAUGUUCUUCACCUUCUGCAUCGCGCAGGCCUUCCUCACCAUGCUCUGCCACCUCAAGUUCGGCCUCUUCUACUUCUUCGCCGGCUGGGUCGUCAUCAUGACCGUCUUCAUCGGCCUCUUCCUGCCGGAGACCAAGAACGUGCCCAUCGAGGAGAUGGUGCUCGUCUGGAAGUCGCACUGGUUCUGGAAAAGGUUCAUCGCCGACGAGGACGUGCACGCCGGCGGCAGCCAACUGCAGAUGGCAUCCUCCAACAACGGCAACGGCAAGAAGGGGGCCGACGCCUGAUUGAUCGAUGAUGAUUGUAUUGUACAUGCGGAUCCCCCUCCCCUUCCUUCUUUAGACGUACGUACUUCGCCAAUGCUGCAAGGCAACCAAUUCUCUCAGUUGUUCUUCUUGGCUUGUGAUCCAUCCAUCCAUGCUUGCUCUUCCCCCGCUUCCAAGAUAGAUUAUUCCAUCGAGUAUUAAUCUGUUUGUGUAAGGAGUGUUUGUUGUUAUGCCGCCCAUUGAUUCUUGCAUGCAAAAGAUGAACACUGAUGUACAAUUGAUCUAUCUAUCUAUCUCGUCAUCAAUCAAAUACGUAUGCAGGAUUUCAUUUCUUCUGGCAUACAGUAUACCAUUUUA